This is a messenger RNA of Candida tropicalis MYA-3404, 480 nucleotides long. It is a transcript of the gene NHP2, whose product is annotated as snoRNA-binding protein. The record is from RefSeq and is a predicted model, not a curated record. Gene Ontology annotation, biological process: rRNA pseudouridine synthesis; snRNA pseudouridine synthesis. Gene Ontology annotation, cellular component: box H/ACA snoRNP complex; nucleolus. NCBI's taxonomy places the organism in Eukaryota, Fungi, Ascomycota, Pichiomycetes, Serinales, Debaryomycetaceae. Gene Ontology annotation, molecular function: box H/ACA snoRNA binding. The transcript has a single exon. The coding region runs from base 1 to 480 and encodes 159 amino acids.
AUGGGUAGUAAAAAAGAAAGCAAGAGCAAAUCCAGUACAGAAGAAGUUUCUACUGAAGACAACUAUGAAAAAAGAAUGUCUGCUGUCUUACCAUUUGCCAAACCAUUAGCAUCUAAGAAAGUCAAUAAGAAAAUUUUGAAAACCGUUAAAAAAGCAUCUAAAGCCAAACAUGUUAAACGUGGGGUUAAAGAAGUUGUUAAAUCUUUAAGAAAAGGUGAAAAAGGUUUAGUUAUAAUUGCUGGUGAUAUCUCUCCACCAGAUGUUAUCUCACACAUUCCAGUUUUAUGUGAAGAUAAUGCAGUUUCAUACAUUUUCAUUCCUUCAAAAGAAGAUUUGGGUUCAGCUGGUGCUACUAAAAGACCAACUUCCUGUGUAAUGAUUGUUCCAGGUGGUGGUAAAUCAAAGAAGAAUGCUGACAAGACAGAGGAAUACAGAGAAGGAUACGACGAAAUUGUCAAGGAAAUUAAAGCAUCUGAAUAG